Molecule: messenger RNA, 2573 nt
Organism: Clupea harengus (Atlantic herring)
Lineage: Eukaryota; Metazoa; Chordata; Actinopteri; Clupeiformes; Clupeidae
Product: acyl-CoA dehydrogenase family member 11
Molecular function (GO): acyl-CoA dehydrogenase activity
Source: RefSeq, a predicted model, not a curated record
ACAUUCAACCAUUGAUCGUUCUGGGGAUAGACUUGCCACCAAUUCUUUGCUUACACUUUCACCUACUUCGCCCGCCUGUAACUGGCGAACAGUCAGAUGUCUUCGUACGGAAUGCAGGGUGAAUUCAGGCAGCCUUACAGCAAGGGACAUGUGCUGCUGCUCCAUUGAUUACGACUUUCUCCAAAAUAUCUCAUGGCCCUCCUUUGGCUUGGCCAACAAGUCGUGAGCACCAGUAACCGGGUCUGGUUUCCAUUGAGUCGGUCGCUCUCAUGCAGCAGUAGAGUUCAGCAGAGCUGGACGGACUCACGUGAGCAGCCUGUGGAGUCGCCUGAAGGCCCUGUGUUCUCACGCUCAUCCAUAGGAACGUUCUUUCAAGACAAGCCUCUCCUAAAGAACCCCUUCCUAGAAGAUGCCUUAUUGCGAAAUUACCUGCGGAGACAUUUACCUUCACGGGACGUGGAGGAGGACUUGACUAAGUUUGGGGAGCGCAUUGUGCAGGAGGUCGAUGCUCUGGGUCUGGAGUGUGAGGAGAACCCUCCUCGCCUGAAGCACUUCGAUGCGUGGGGCCGCAGGGUGGACCGCAUCCUCACCUGUCCCGCCUGGGCCUGCAUGAAGGAGAUCUCCGCCGAGGAGGGCCUGGUGGCUGCCGGCUAUGAGAGACGCUAUGGAGAGUGGAGCCGCGUGUACCAGAUGUCUAAGCUCUUCCUCUACGCUCCUUCAGCUGGUCUGUACUCCUGCCCUCUUGCUAUGACUGAUGGAGCAGCCAAAGUAAUUAAGUCGUUAGGCGAAGCCUCGUCAGUGGAGGAGGCGUUUCAGAGACUGACCUCCCGUGAUCCCAAGCGUUUUUGGACCUCGGGUCAGUGGAUGACGGAGCGCAAGGGGGGUUCUGAUGUUGCUAGUGGGACUGAGACAGUGGCCUGGCCGCAAGCUGAUGGCACCCACAAGCUCCAAGGCUUCAAGUGGUUCACAUCUGCAACUGAUGCGGAUAUGACGCUCACACUAGCACGGAUACCGGACAAAGAUGGACGAACUAAACAGGGCAGUGGAGGUCUGUCUCUGUUUUACGCUGAGGUGCGGGAUGGGCAGGGGAACCUCAAUGGCAUUGAGGUCCAGCGGCUAAAGGACAAGCUGGGCACACGCCAGAUGCCCACGGCUGAGGUCCUGCUGCAUGGCCUACCAGCACACAGGAUAUCAGAGGAAGGCAGAGGAGUGGCCUCCAUUGCUAACAUGCUAACCCUCACACGGAUCCACAACACAGUGUCUGCCGUGGCCUCAAUGAGAAGGAUGGUUCAAUUGAGCAGAGAGUAUGCGACCAAACGGUUUGUCUUCGGAAAGUUCUUGAAGGACCAUCCUUUACAUGUGCAAACUAUGGCUAGGAUGGAGGUGGAGACGCGCGCUGCCUUCCUGCUCCUGAUGGAGGUGUGCCGGCUGCUGGGGAGGGAGGAGGGUGGGGUCGCCUCGGACAUGGAGCUUCAUCUGCUCCGUCUGCUCACCACCGUGGCCAAACUCUACACAGGGAAACAGGCUGUGGCUGUGGUCUCUGAGGGUUUGGAGUGUUUUGGGGGUCAAGGAUACAUUGAAGACACAGGAUUACCCAGAAUGCUAAGGGAUGCACAGGUCUUAAGUAUCUGGGAGGGAACUACUAACAUUUUGGCCCUGGAUGUGCUCCGCUGCAUCUCAAAGACCUCGGGGCAAGUUUUGGACUCAUUUUUCGCUGACGUGAAGAUGAAGACAUUAGGUGUUGGAGCUGAUCAUGCCCUCCGGCCUGCUGUGGGGGCAGUGAACAGCGCCCUCUCCACCCUUGAGCAGUUCAUGCGCUCAGCUGUCCAAAGACCGCCCGCCGUCAUGGAGAUGGCAGCUCGAGAUCUGGCCUACACCCUGGCACGCGUCUAUAUGGGUGCGCUGCUUAUAAACCAUGCCUGCUGGGAUGGAGCAUCUCAGGCUGAUGUUUAUGCUGCCUUAAGAUGGUGUGAACAGGAUCUGUGUCCAGUAGUUACAAAGGAUGCCAGAAGCAACUAUGACCCAAAGACUAAAGCAAUGGAUUCAGCCCUGGUCUAUGAGGGCAGCAGCCUGGAAACAUGAGGACUUGUUGACUUGCUGACUUGCUGAGCAAGGAGAUGUGGGGUGCUCUUAUCUGGGUGGAAUUCUCAGAGUGCAGCUUUGGAAUGUGCCUUUUAGAAAGCUUCAAGAAGUGCUUAGGGUAUUCUAGUGGACAUUGCCCUGGCAAUAGCUGUUUGUGACUGAAAUACCCUGAAGGCUUGUUAAGUAUAACCACAAGCGAAGUUGUUGUUUUUUCUGCAUAGACAACAUGACCAAAGUGGUGGUAUGUUGUUUGUUGGUAACUUUGACUUGCAAUCAAUAACUUUGAGCACACAACAGUCAAUGGAUUUGAUUAUGUAUUGCUGUCGCUUGUCAGGGAUCAUUUUAAUGUUGUUGUCUGAAAAAAAUGUUAAUAUAUAAUGUAUAUAACUAGCAUUUUAUUAAUCAUAAUAACUAUGCCUUGAAAAUAUGUGUACAAAAUAACUGUAAACAAAUAAACUCGUUACCUAUGUGAUCAUUCAUUUAAAUAUUUA